AAUCCAUUAAAAAUAAUAAGAAUCUGAGGAUCUGCCAAGGGAGAGAGGGCUGAGCUGGAGGGACUCGGCUUGGCAAGGGUUAAAGGGAAGUGAGCUGCCUUCCUAGAGAGGACAGGAAGCAAGGGGGGGGCCAGGUCCUCCAGAGCCAAUCCCCCUCCCUCCCCAGUCCUUUCCUGCUUUGGGGUCUCUCCUGCAAGGGCCGAAUCGCUGUCCCUCCUGGGAUCUGGUGAGUCCAUAGCUGUCAACUUUCAGAUUUGAAAAUAAGGGAUCAGCAGCCUUGAAAAUAAGGGAUCAGCAGCCUCACCUAUCUACCAAUCCGGGAUAGCAGCAGGAGGCAGCGGGAAACGGCGCUGCAAUAAGGGAAUUUCCCGCAAAAAAAGGGAAGGUUGACAGCUAAGGGUGAGUCUCCUCUCUCUCCCCCCAGAGGGUGCAGUGGGGAGACGGGGGGGGGUCUCAGGGCUGCAGCAGGGGAGGGUGCCUGGGGGGCCGGAUCUGCUCAUGUGGGGGGGGGACCCCAAGUCAGGGAGGAGAGGGUCCUGCCAGGGAGGGGCCAGGUCUGCCACGCUCUCCUUCCUGCAGAUCAGAGGAUCCCUGACUCCCACGAAAUCUCCCUUCUUUAAACAAAGGAGUCCCUGGGACUUUAACUCUGUGUGACAUCGCUCAGCGUCAUUGCACAACAGAGGAAACAUCUGCAAAUGGUUUUCCAAAGCUGGAGGAGGAGGUGGACACUAGCCCCCCCUCCCAAAAAAAAACAACGGGGAGGAAGGAAGGAAAGUAGGAAAGAGAGGCCAGGAAUAAAGAGAGGGAUCCCAGCCCAUAGUCUGGCUGCUGCAUUGCAAACCAGUUUGUGUUAAGCUAUCCAAUAGAACAACAAAAAAUCAAAAAAUCAAGGGAGAUGUCUUUGGCCCCGCCCACUUGGCCCUCAGGGGUUGGCCAGAUACAUUCCUGGCCCUCAGGGCAAAGAAAAGGAGACCUCACCCCACGAAUCUGUCUGGACAGCGGUAGAGAUUGCAGAAAAGGAGACAGAAGCAGGGAGUGGAGGUGGGGUGGGGGUGGGGGUGGGGGGAGCAACUCCCGAGGACCCCCAGGUCAGGACCCCCACUAGAGAAAAGCAUCCAUUUAUCACAAGAUACAAAUGACUCCCUUGUCAUUCGGUUCUGACUUCAUGCAUUGACUGGAAGGCAGCAGAAACCAGGAUGAUUAAUCUGACAGAAAUCCCUUCCGUUGCCUCCACAUUCUGCAUUGCUUGAAGGCUAGAGACUUAUUUCUUCUCCUCUUCCUCCUCCUCUUUCUUUUCAAAAGAUAUCUCAUGGUCUGGGAUGCGGCGCACUUCAGCCCUGGUUCCCAGCAAGACUCAUCCAUGCUUGCUCAGGGAACCAUUUCCCCCCCUGUCCUACAAAUUCUGUAACAGAACAAUGUAUUUGCUUUGUAGGAUUUGCUAGAGCUUCUCAUUUAGACGGACAGAACUUGGCAGAAGACCAAAGGGUUCCUUCUGAUCUCUCAGAGGCUUCCUGAGAGCACAGAUGGAUGAGCAAGACUCAGCUGGCCCUGGAACAGGAAGAGGUCAUGCCAACCAAACUGGGAGCAGUGGGGGAUUCUGGGAAAACUCUGUGCAGAAGAUCCAUGGUGAGGUGGACACCCUCCGCUCAGAGGUGCAGAGCCAGCAGGUGAGGCAGUUCUGCUGCCAGGAGGCCAAAGGACCGCGGGAGGUUUGCAGCCGACUCCACCACCUUGACCAUCAGUGGCUGAAGCCAGAAAGGCACACGAAAGCUGAGAUGCUGGACCUGGUGAUCUUGGAGCAGUUCCUGGCUGUCCUUCCACCAGAGAUGGAAAACUGGGUGAGGGACUGUGGAGCGGAGACCAGUUCGCAGGCGGUGGCCCUGGCCGAAGGUUUCCUCCUGAGUCAGGCAGAGGAGAGAAAGCAGGCAGAGAGAAAGCAGGUGAGAGAGACUUUCCUCUGGAUACUCCCAAGGGGCUCCAAACAGGACAGAGAACAUCCCAUAAUGGUCUGCUGAUGGCCCAUUUUCUGGGAAAGCAUCCAUGGAAUGAGAUCUCGCACCCUUGAAGUCUUUGCCAUUCUCUUUCUAGUAUUUCUCCCCAUUCUCUGUUUUGAAUCCUUGUUUCUUUCUCAGGGAAAGGAUCUCUUUGCAGAAAUGGACCUGGAUUCCUGUGAGGCAGAGAGGCCUCCGUUGGACACCAGAGAGAGGCCACUGGGUAAGGAGGAAGGUGGUUUUUCUCCACUGGUCUCAUUCUGUUGGUUUCCCAACUCAUCUGAGGGUUUUUUCAUCUUGUUUUGGGGGAGACAUUUGGGAACAAGGGUCCAGAGGAGGGGAGAUGUAUUUCUGCACAAAGAAACAUAUGAAAUGGGCACAAACCUCCAAAUGCACUCAGCGGGUGAGGCCCAUCUGUAGUUAGAGAUGCCCUGUUUCACCUCUGAGAGAAGCAGGCACUCUGUUUACGUCCUGUUUACGUUUUUUCUCUUGCAGGUGGCAGAAGGAUGCCGGCAAGACCUCCUGAUCCGCCUUUUCAUGGGGGCAGAAGGGAAGCAGCGGCUGUGGAACCAGAUCAGGUCAGGGGAAGCUGCCUUGUGGCGACUAGAGACCGAGGGAUGGAGCAAUGUAAUGGACUGGUUGGGCACAGAGGAGUGGUGGGAAGAUGCAGCUGGGGAACCAGGAAGGGAAGAUGGCUCAGAGCCCAAGGAUUGGAGGUGGAGGAAGGAUGAGCGGUCAGAGGAAGAAGAGGGAAAAGACUGGGAAGAGGAGAUGUCAGAAGCUGAAGAAGUAACAGGGUUUAGUGAGCUGGGAGAUUCUGUGGCAGAAUGCAGCGCAGAAUCAGAGGCAGAAGAGGAAGGAGGUGAGUGGGAGAGGAAGGUCGAGAGGCUGAGGUGAGUCAGGAGAAGGAGGAGCCACCGGUGGCUCCCUCUCCUUUUGCCAGAAGCCACCCUCCCUGCUUGUCUCUCAGACCCAGGAGACCCCCUGCAGUGCAGGAAUCUCUGCUAGAUCAUCCAAGACAGAUGGCCAUCCAAAAGAGGCUUAUUUUAUUUCUAGACUGAUAACUGAAUGCAAAAAUUGGUUUCUAAGCAGCGGACAAAUGAGAACAAAUAGUGGCCUGGAUUCACCUAACCAGCCCCAUCGGAUGAAAAAUGGGGCCUGCCCCCCAUCCCUCCCCCUCUCCAUGCUCCCCUGAACCCCUUGAAUUUGGCUCUAGGGCAUUGGGAGGGAACUCCCCAGAACAGCUCAUGAGGAGAGGAGAAAGUGGAUCCUUCCAUCAGGCAAACUGGAAAGCUUGGGUAGGCAGAAUGAUUUGAAAACCACAUGUGGAGUACCACCUGUUUGCACAAAGACAAAUACCCAUAAUUAAAACGCAGAAUAAAAUAAGCAUCCAUAAUUAAAAUGUGCAGCAAAGCAAUCCUAUUGAAACAACACCGCAAUGUACAGGAAGGAAACCACAGAGCAUUGUGGAGCAGAUCAUAUUUCUGCUGUCUCAGAGGAGGACAUUUCCCUUUUUCUUUCAGGGUCCAGUGUGCUUUGAAGAUGUCGCUGUUCGUUUCACGGACAAGGAGUGGGAGUUGCUGGAUCCUGACCAGAGAGCUCUGCAUAAGGACGUCAUGGAGGAGAAUCGUGGGAUCGUGGCCUCUCUUGGUAAGGCUCCCUGUGGGAUUGUCAUAUCAGCCUGGAAAUACAAAAAAUACCUCUAUGUGACCAACCUCAUAUAUUUUCACAGAGCCCCCUAUGACACCUGGGAACCUAACACCCCCACAAUAAACAGUAAAUUACAGUUUUUUCUUUGAACAAUCUUCUUCAAAUUUUUCCUUUUUCUACCACGAUUGGACUGGUCUGAACUGCCCAGGCCAUAUUCAAUGUCAGCUUCAGAAAGAUAAGUAGCUUCAGGUUUUCUGUUUUUGCUCCUGUCAGUCUUGGAUUGACCAAAGAGACGACUGACAUUGGAGGUGGAGGGGAUGCCAUGACUGGGCCAAACAAAAUUCAUCCCAGAGAAGAGCAAGGCUUAUCGAAUUUCAGGUAGAAGUAGCAGUGGUGGUGGUGGUGGUGAUGAUACAGUGGUACCUCGGUUUACAAACAUAAUAAUAAUAAUAACAACAACAACAACAAUAAGAAACUUAAAAUUUCCUGGAAGAGGACUGUUCUUAAAUCGAGG
Messenger RNA from Podarcis lilfordi (Lilford's wall lizard), 4155 nucleotides. Lineage: Eukaryota; Metazoa; Chordata; Lepidosauria; Squamata; Lacertidae. The record is from the annotation of a GenBank genome assembly.